Glycine soja is the source of this 1130-nucleotide messenger RNA. Its product is annotated as cytokinin riboside 5'-monophosphate phosphoribohydrolase LOG3-like. Lineage: Eukaryota; Viridiplantae; Streptophyta; Magnoliopsida; Fabales; Fabaceae. The coding region runs from base 213 to 872 and encodes 219 amino acids. Gene Ontology annotation, molecular function: hydrolase activity, hydrolyzing N-glycosyl compounds. Gene Ontology annotation, cellular component: nucleus; cytosol. Gene Ontology annotation, biological process: cytokinin biosynthetic process. The record is from RefSeq and is a predicted model, not a curated record. The transcript is spliced from 7 exons.
GUAGCAAAGAAAGCAUAGAGUCUUCUCUUCUCUUCUCUUCUCUAGGAGUGUAAUUUUGUUGUUGUGGUUAGUGCUUCCGUGACACUCACUUGUUUGCAACAAGUGGAGGGGAGUGUUAUAGGAACAUAAUUUGGAGGGAGACAUUUCAGUUUCAGAAACGUUACAAAAUAUCUGUUGUGUGUGUGACUGUGAAAGUUAAUAUAACUAACAAAAUGGAUACACGAAGUGAAAUGAGGCAUUCAAAGUUCAAGAGGAUUUGUGUGUUCUGUGGGAGUAGCCCCGGCAAGAAGAGUACCUACCAAGAUGCUGCCAUUGAACUUGGCAACGAAUUGGUCUCAAGGAACAUCGAUCUGGUGUAUGGAGGGGGAAGCAUUGGUCUAAUGGGUUUAGUUUCACAAGCUGUUCAUGAUGGCGGUCGCCAUGUCAUCGGAGUUAUUCCCAAGACCCUCAUGCCUCGAGAGCUAACUGGUGAAACAGUGGGAGAAGUAAAAGCUGUUGCUGAUAUGCACCAAAGGAAGGCAGAGAUGGCCAAGCAUUCAGACGCCUUUAUUGCCUUACCAGGUGGAUAUGGGACUCUAGAGGAGCUUCUUGAAGUCAUAACCUGGGCACAACUUGGUAUUCAUGACAAGCCGGUGGGAUUAGUAAAUGUUGAUGGAUACUUUAAUUCCUUGCUGUCAUUUAUUGACAAAGCUGUGGAAGAGGGAUUUAUCAGUCCAAAUGCUCGCCACAUAAUUGUAUCAGCACCCACAGCAAAAGAGUUGGUGAAGAAAUUGGAGGAUUACGUUCCCUGUCAUGAGGGUGUUGCUUCCAAGUUGAGCUGGCAGAUAGAACAGCAGCUUGCUUACCCUCAAGAUUAUGACAUGUCAAGGUAGUUGGGUUACUUCACAUGCACGGAACAUGAGACCAUAUAGAAUUUUGGAGCUGGAACGAAGUUAUAUUUUCGACUAUCGCACUAUUCUGCUUUUAUCCUUUUAAUUUCUUGUGUAAAUUACCAGGAUUGACCUUAAUUAAUAUGUGAUACUACUUUAUUAGUUAUUACCUUGUGAAACUUUGAUGCUCUUGAAUUUGUAAGUACCCCCCGCUUCUGAACUUACUAUUAUCAUUCAAUGCCAAUUAAUUUUUAAGUUUAA